This is a messenger RNA of Myxocyprinus asiaticus (Chinese sucker), 4930 nucleotides long. RefSeq names its product gastrula zinc finger protein XlCGF57.1-like. Lineage: Eukaryota; Metazoa; Chordata; Actinopteri; Cypriniformes; Catostomidae. The transcript is spliced from 2 exons. The coding region runs from base 307 to 1554 and encodes 415 amino acids. The record is from RefSeq and is a predicted model, not a curated record.
AUGAAGAAGAUACUAAGACACAAAAGAAAAAUAUAACCAUUUCAAAAUUGUUUGUUUAUUAUUCAUCUUCCCAUCAUUGGACAAUAGACAGCGGCAUGAUCGAAGAUAUGAAGUACGAUUAUCCAACAUCAGACUUUAAAUGAAACUCAUCAUAAUCCGGACUAAAUACAGUUUAAACAGCAAAUUGGGAUUCAUUUGUAUAAAUGUCACCAGUAUUCUCAUCAUCCUAAAAGAAGACUUGUUUCAACACGAACAGGAAUAACUCCAGGUGUUUCAACUGAGAUCUGCGGGAUAAAACAUUGUAAAAUGAUGUUUAUUAAAGAAGAGAUUGAGGACAUGAGUUAUCCAGAAUCAUGCAGUUCAAAUGUCAUGAAAAAUGAAGAUACUGAGGAACAAACAGACCUGAUGAAAUUGAAAGUGGAAAGUCAACAACCGAAUCAAGUGGAGGAGAAACACCAUCUGUUUCCGAGAGUUGAUGAUUUUGUAACUGGACAAAAUUCACAAAAAAGAACUCAAAGACUGAGAGUAAAAAAAUCUUUCACCUGCCCUUUGUGUGGAAACAGUUUUUCAGAGAGAUGUCACCUUAAGAGACACAUGAAAAUCCACACUGGAGAGAAGCCUUUCACCUGCCCACUUUGUAUGAAGAGUUUCAGAGAUAGAAGUAAUCUGCAGAGUCACAUGAGAAUCCACACUGGAGAGAAACCUUACACAUGCACUCAUUGUAUGAAGAGUUUUAGAGACAACAGUCACCUUCAGAGACACAUAAGAAUGCACACUGGAGAAAAACCUUACACCUGCCAUCUGUGUGUGAAGAGUUUUACACGUAAAGGAAGUCUUAAGAUGCACAUUCGAAUUCACAAAGGUGAGAGGCCUUUCACCUGCCAUCAGUGUGGGAUUACUUUCACACAGAAAGUAAAUCUUAAUAUGCAUAUUCAAAUUCACGAAGGUAAAAGGCCUUUUACCUGCCAUCAGUGUGGGAAUACUUUCACACGUAAAGGGAGUCUUACUAAGCACAUGAGAAUUCACACUGGUGAGAAGCCUUAUACAUGCCCACACUGUGAGAAGAGUUUCAGACAGGCAUGCAAUCUCAAAAGUCAUCUGUCUGUGCAUUCUGGAGAAAAGUCAUAUAGCUGUGAUCAGUGCGGAAUUUUUUUUUCUUCUGCAUCAGUCUUAAGAACACACCGGAAAAUUCAUCCAAUUGAGAAGCCAUACUUGUGUUCAUUUUGUGGAAAGAGUUUUUCACAGCUGCGUACUUUAAAAGAGCACCAGAACAUACAUACUGGUGUGAGAGAUCACGUGUGCUCUGAGUGCGGGAAGGCCUUUCUCAGAGUUCACGACUUGGAACGUCACAAAAGAAUCCAUACUGGGGAAAAACCUUACAAGUGUUCACAUUGUGGAAAGAAUUUCAGUCAAUCAAGAACCCUAAAAGCACAUGAGAGAGUGCAUACUGGAGAGAAGCCGUACCACUGCACUUCAUGUGGGAAGAGUUUCACCCAAGCAAGUACUCUUCUGACUCAUAAUAAAAAAAAACAUUGUCCAGAGUUUUCGCAAUGAGCAGUGUUCAUCUUUUUAAAUGUAAAUGGUGUGACAUUUCGAAAAACCAGAAGAUGGAAUUUCUCUCAAAAGAAUACAAUUACAAAUAAAGUUGCAAGCCGCAAUUAAAUAGUGGCAAACAAUUUGAUUGAAUAUAGAAUUCUGAUGAUGAUAUUAAGUAGAGUGGUGGAAAAAGACAUGUUUAAUUGCAAGUAGUGUAACAAAUCUGCUUCUAAGAUUCAACCAAUAGGUUAAGCUGUCACCAAAUAUAUAUGGUAUUGUCAGAGCUUGGUCACAAUGCCAAGUUUCAUGUCAGUACGCCAAAGCGUCCAUGAGAUACUGUUGAAGUCAAAAGUUUACAUACAUCUUAGCCAAAUACAUUUAAAUACAUUUACGUUUUUCACAAUUCCUGACAUUUUAUCAUAGAAAACAUUCCCAGUCUUAGGUCAGUUAGGAUCACUACUUUAUUUUAAGAAUGUGAAAUGUCAGAAUAAUAGUAGAAAGAAUUAUUUAUUUCAGCUUUUAUUUCUUUCAUCACACUUCCAGUGGGUCAGAAGUUUACAUACACUUAGUUAGUAUUUGGUAGCAUUGCCUUUAAAUUGUUUAACUUGGGUCAAACAUUUUGGGUAGCCUUCCACAAGCUUCUCACAAUAAGUUGCUGGAAUUUUAGCCCAUUUCUCCAGACAGAACUGGUGUAACGGAGUAAGGUUUGUAGGGCUCCUUGCUCGCGCACGCUUUUUCAGUUCUGUCCACAAAUUUUCUAUCGGAUUGAGGUCAAGGCUUUGUGAUGGCCACUCCAAUACCUUGACUUUGUUGUCCUUGAGCCAUUUUGCCACAACUUUGGAGAUAUGUUUGUGGUCAUUGUCCAUUUGGAAGAUCCAUUUGUGACCAAGCUUCAACUUCCUGACUGAUAUCUUGAGAUUUUGCUUCAAUAUAUCCACAUAAUUUUCCUUCCACAUGACGCCAUCUAUUUUGUGAAGUGCACCAGUCCCUCCUGUAGCAAAGCACCCCCACAAUACGAUGCUGCCACCCCCAUGCUUCACGGUUGGGAUGGUGUUCUUUGGCUUGCAAGCCUCACCCAUUUUCUUUCAAACAUAACGAUGGUCAUUAUGGCCAAACAGUUAAAUUUUUGUAUCAUCGGACCAGAGGACAUUUCUCCAAAAAAGUAAGAUCUUAUGUGCACUUGCAAACUGUAGUCUGGCUUUUUUAUGACGGUUUUAGAGCAAUGGCUUCUUCCAUGCUGAACAGCCUUUCAGAUUAUGUUGAUAUAGGACUCGUUUUUUACUGUGGAUAUAGAUUCCUGUUUCCUCCAGCAUCUUCACAAGGUCCUUUGCUGUUGUUCUGGGAUUGAUUUGCACAGAAUGUGUCUCCUUCCUGAGCGGUAUGAUGGCUGCGUGGUCCCAUGGUGUUUAUACUUGUGUACUAUUGUUUGUAUGGAUGAACGUGGUAGCUUCAAGCUUUUGGAAAUUGCUCCCAAGGAUGAACCAGACUUGUGGAGGUUCACAAUGUUUUUUUUCUGAGGUCUUGGCUGAUUUCUUUGGAUUUUUUCAUGAUGUCAAGCAAAGAGGCACUGAGUUUGAAGGUAGGCCUUAAAAUACAUCCACAGGCACACCUCCAAUUGACUCCAAUUAACCUAUCAAAAGCUAAUUGGCUAAUUGCCUAAAGGCUUGAAAUCAUUUUGGGGAAUUUUCCAAGCUGCUUAAAGGCACAGUUAUCUUAGUGUAUGUAAACUGUUAACCCACUGGAAUUGUGAUAUAGCCAAUUAAAAGUGAAACAAUCAAAACAAUUGUUGGAAAAAUGACUUGUGUCAUGCACAUAGUAGAUAGUUACAAACUAUAGUUUGCUAAUAUGAAAUCUGUGGAGUGGUUAAAAAUUUAGUUUUAAUGACUUCAAACUAAGUGUAUGUAAAUUUCUGAUUUCAGCUGUACAGCCUAAGAUCCUUAUUGGCACCUUGCCAUGAAAUUCAUUGGUGUGUUAUCUUGAUCUAUCAAAAAGCUUUUCAUAACUUUUUGUCAUAAGUGUACCUAGGUGAUACAUGCCAGAAAUCAGGCAAAUCAGAUAUACGGCCUUGGAGUUAAAAAAAGUAGGUUUUCAAUUACAUUCAAAAUGUGAACAGGAAGUAUGUCUGACUAUGGCAAAUCUGGUAUCAUACUCGGCAUGACCUAAGGAAGGUAAUGACAAGUCUCAUGACAAUAGGCUAAAUUAAUCAAAAGUUAUAACCUUUUCAUUAUAUCUUUUGACCACUUUUGAGUGUCUUCAGAGUAUGGUCCCGAUGGCAUGUACCAAAUUUUGUAUCGAUAUGCUAAUGCGUUUGUAAAAUACAUCAUUUUAUGACAAAAUUCAUAAUGGUAGACGCCCAGUAUGGCCAACAUUUAAAGAGCCCAGUCGCAUGAUUUAAGGCCAAACUAUUCAGAGGUUAUAGCCAAAAAUUGCUUUUUCAUAUUUCUUGACAAGUAGGUGGCACUGUGCCGAAACUAUGCAAGUACCCUCAGGACGUGAUGGCUAUGACAUAUGCCAAAUUUCGUGUCAAUUCGCUAAAGCAUUGCGAAGAUACAGCCCCAUGUCUAUUUUGGUGUAUUCGCCAUCAAAUUCGUUGCUGCGGUACACGAAAAUGGUUUGGACUAUCAUCAUGAAUUCCAUAACAUUCAGAAUGGUGGAAAAUCUAGUCAGGACUUGACUCGGCAUGAGCCAAGGAAUCAGAGGAAAUAAUUUUGUUACUAGCCCUAACAGUUCAAAAGUUAUGAACAUAAAAUACUGUAAAUGCAAAUUUGAACAGAUGGUGGCGCUACAGGGUUUGAGAUAGAGACAGCAAAUUUGGGUCAAUCGUAGUUCAGUGUGUCCAAAUUUCACAACUUUCCUCCUAAGGGUUCUAUGGGCUGCCAUAGACUUCGAGAGUGGACAAAUAAUAAUAAGAUGAUGAAGAAAACUAAUGGAUACAAUAGGUGCCUAUGCACCACUGGUGCUUAUGUCAUUAAUUGUCAGUGCUAGAGUAUAUUGUGCUGAAUUUUCAUGAAAACUCUCGAGAAUUGUAUAUUUUAUGUAAUAUGUUGUUACGUCUGGGGACGUUUAAUUUUAAUCAUUUAUUUGCUGUUCAUUUAUCUAUUUACAGCAAAGAUGAUGUAUGUUCAUGAUGGGCUGUGGGUUUGUGGGACCAUGAAUAUGUAAAAAUUGUUAUAAUAUGAAAACAUCCAUUGAAUGAUUGUAAAAAUGUUGAGUGUCUCUUAUUAAAAGAAAGCAUGGUGUGUAUAAAUUUAUAUAGUGCAACAGAUUCAAUGUAAACAAAGAACAGUUGGGGCAAACGAACAGUAGUGAAUACAAGUUGAAACUGAUUUUGUGCAAACAAAGUGUACAGUCAGUGAAAGUCCACCAAUGUCUAAAAGAUAAUAAACAAUUUUUA